Messenger RNA from Ochotona princeps (American pika), 1528 nucleotides. RefSeq names its product GATA binding protein 1 (gene GATA1). Gene Ontology annotation, biological process: cell fate commitment; positive regulation of transcription by RNA polymerase II; negative regulation of transcription by RNA polymerase II. Gene Ontology annotation, molecular function: RNA polymerase II cis-regulatory region sequence-specific DNA binding; DNA-binding transcription factor activity, RNA polymerase II-specific; zinc ion binding. The coding region runs from base 127 to 1374 and encodes 415 amino acids. The transcript is spliced from 6 exons. NCBI's taxonomy places the organism in Eukaryota, Metazoa, Chordata, Mammalia, Lagomorpha, Ochotonidae. The record is from RefSeq and is a predicted model, not a curated record.
GGAGGGAGGGAGCCUCAAAGGCCAAGGCCAGCCAGGACAGCCUUUGGGAUCACACUGAGCUCAGCACAUCCCCAAGGCGGCUGAAUCCUCUGCACCGAACAGCCCAGGGACGAGCCCAGAGGCCCCAUGGAGUUCCCCGGCCUGGGAGCCCUGGGAACCUCAGAGCCUCUGCCCCAGUUUGUAGAUCCUGCUUUAGUGUCCUCAACACCAGAGUCGGGCACCUUCUUCACCUCUGGGCCAGAUAGCUUGGAUGCGGCAGCCUCCUCCUCCAGCCCAAGCACAGCCACUGCUGCAGCUGCUGCACUGGCUUACUACAGGGAUGCCGAAGCCUACCGACACUCCCCAGUCUUUCAGGUGUAUCCACUGCUCAACUGUAUGGAGGGGAUCCCAGGGGGCUCACCAUAUGCUGGCUGGGCCUAUGGCAAGCCAGGGCUCUAUCCUGCUUCAACCGUGUGCCCCACCCGAGAGGACUCCCCUCCCCAGGCCACAGAAGAUCCAGAUGGGAAAGGCAGCACCAGCUUUCUGGAGACCUUGAAGACAGAGCGGCUGAGUCCAGAUCUCCUGACCCUAGGGCCUGCACUGCCUUCAUCUCUCCCUGUCCCUGUCUCCAGCAAUGCAUAUGGGGGCCCUGAUUUUUCAACUACCUUCUUUUCUCCAACUGGGAGCCCUCUCAAUUCAGCAGCCUAUUCUUCACCCAAGCUUCGUGGAACGCUGCCCCUGCCUCCCUGUGAGGCCAGGGAAUGUGUGAACUGCGGAGCAACAGCUACCCCACUGUGGCGGAGGGAUAGGACAGGCCACUACCUGUGCAAUGCCUGUGGCCUCUACCAUAAGAUGAAUGGCCAGAACAGGCCCCUCAUCCGGCCCAAGAAGCGCCUGAUUGUCAGCAAACGGGCAGGUACUCAGUGCACCAACUGCCAGACAACCACCACAACACUGUGGCGAAGAAAUGCCAGCGGAGACCCUGUGUGCAAUGCCUGCGGCCUCUACUACAAGCUACACCAGGUGAACCGACCACUGACCAUGCGAAAAGAUGGAAUCCAAACCCGGAACCGCAAGGCAUCUGGAAAAGGGAAAAAGAAGCGGGGAUCCAGUCUGGGAGGUGCAGGAGCAGCUGAAGGACCAGCUGGUGGCUUCAUGGUGGUGGCUGGGGGCAGCAGUAGUGGAAAUUGUGGAGAGGCAGCUUCCGGCUUAGCCCUGGGCCCUCCAGGUACCGCCCAUCUCUACCAAGGCCUAGGUCCCGUGGUACUGUCAGGGCCUGUUAGCCACCUUAUGCCUUUCCCCGGACCGCUGCUGGGAUCGCCCUCAGGCUCCUUCCCCACGGGGCCCAUGCCUCCUACCACCAGCACUACUGUGGUGGCUCCACUCAGCUCGUGAUGGCAUGGAGUAUGGCCUCCAGGGCUAGAGGUGGGGCCCUCUUCUUGCAGUCAGAAAUCUGUCAAUUUGUACAACUCAGCCCUCUGGGCCUGACACUCCUUGGUCUAGACCACCAAAGCUUUUGUAAAAUAAAAUGACCGAAGUCUUGAAAUUA